Messenger RNA from Trichoderma aggressivum f. europaeum, 2385 nucleotides. RefSeq names its product transcriptional regulator family: Fungal Specific TF. Bases 1 to 2385 code for a protein of 794 amino acids. The record is from RefSeq and is a predicted model, not a curated record. Gene Ontology annotation, molecular function: zinc ion binding; DNA-binding transcription factor activity, RNA polymerase II-specific; RNA polymerase II cis-regulatory region sequence-specific DNA binding. Gene Ontology annotation, cellular component: nucleus. Gene Ontology annotation, biological process: positive regulation of transcription from RNA polymerase II promoter by galactose; DNA-templated transcription. NCBI's taxonomy places the organism in Eukaryota, Fungi, Ascomycota, Sordariomycetes, Hypocreales, Hypocreaceae. The transcript has 7 exons.
AUGUACCAUUCUCAGGACGACGGAAUCAAGGCCCGUCUCCUUCUUCAGUUCUCACCAACCCUCCAUAUCCUGCUCACUACACUCGGCUCUUCCGCUCCGCACGCCGCUGCCAAUACGUGCUCGCGUGUUGUACGCUCCUCUCUCACUCUCACUUUUGUCAUGUCAGACUACAAAGCCACAGAGCACGAAGACCAGGACUCAACUGAAGAACGGCCUGCGCCCCCGACUAAACGCAGAAAAUACACUGCCGUAGCCUGUGAUGAAUGCAGGCGUCGUAAACUGAAGUGUGUCCCGGGCCAGACCGAAGAUUGCUGCCAGAGAUGUGCUUCCAAGGGUCUUGCCACGUGCAGCUACAAGGCUCUUCGUCGUGACUUUGCAGAUCGACCGACGUGUGGGAAUGAUGUAGUAUCGGCGCUCAGUCAAGAUGUCAAGAUUCUGAAAGAUACGAUGGACGAGUGGAUGGCAGUGGUCAAACAGCUCACCGCGAAUGGAGCUGCCGAACUUUCUCGGCGUCCCUCCGGCGCCAUCCUAACAUCGGAUAACUCCCUACCACAAGAGUCUUAUGACUCCACUUUACCGCAAGGCAUAUCUGUAUCUGGCUCUGAAGCAUUAGCAUCCACCUCAGUGAUCAAUCCUGUGAUGACUCGCCAAACGACUUCGCCUCAUCUCGGUCAAAAUGUACUGGAGGAGCCUCAUUUUAUCGAUCCCACCAGCUCUGCCCAUGGAAUAGAAGUGGAAGAACAGGUAUCAUCGCGGAUAGGAAUCCCUCAAGUCGAAUUGCCUCCUCCGAACGGACAGCAGUCCUGUUCCUGGUCUCCUAAAGGGCCGUGUCGGCAAUUUGACAUAGAUUUCUGGAAAGAAUGCAACGCUUCUGAGUUUUCACGUUUAAUUCGCGUCUUCCAAGAAGAGGUGGAGUCGGUAUAUCCAUGUCUAGACACAAAUUAUCUCAUCUGUAACGCGCCUGAGGUUAUUAGGUUAGGCAAGUUAUCUAAGGACGCUACUCGGGGUAUCACUGACAAAGAGGAUUCGUGUGUCGGCUUCAAGGAUUUACAGCUAGCCAGAAUUGCCAUUGCCACUGCGAUGAGUAUAUACUACUUCCAUAUUGACGAGGACCUACUCGCCUGGCGAACCAUAGGCCUGGCGUGUCGUGAAGCACUUGUCCUGGGCUUGCAUCGGCGAAUCACGCUAUUUGAAGCUUUUCCUUCUAAGGAGCAUCGCGAAUUGGCUGUGAGAGUCUUUUGGACUAUCUAUGUGCUUGACCGGCGCUGGAGCUUUGGCACCAACCUUUCAUUCGCAUUGGUGGACCGCGAUAUUGACAUGGAACUGCCAGAACCGGGCCAGGAUUUUGCGUACCUCCAAUGCAUGGUAGGAUAUGGACGCCUAUGUUCGACUAUGUGGGAUGCACUGAUGCCCUCUGGGUUUCACGCCAAUGAGAACCCCGAACAAAAAACGAUGGAGCUUGAUAAGAAGAUACAAGAAUGGCUUGAGUCAGUUCCUGUGCAACUCCGGCUCUGUCACCCCCGACUCGGUCUGGCUACCCGAGCACAGCCUCCCGUCUUGCACAGAUUGCGAGCCUUGCUCUACUUACGAGGCAACCAUUUUCGCAUUUUGAUAUACAGAUACUAUCUCCUUGGGCCAAAUCGUAUCAAGAACUCGUACCGCAACGCAUGGUUGGCUGUCGAAAUUGCGCAAGACAGCAUUCAAGUGCUAGUCCAUCUCAACGAUUCCUCGGACAUUUAUCGACGUCAGCAGGCUGCUUUCAAUUACUUCUUGCUUAGCGCCCUAGCAAUUCUUUUUCUAGCCGUUUGCAAUGACCCCGAAACUUUUGCUGCGCCGUGUAAGAAAUCGUUUCAUUCAGCUAUUGAGCUCUUGCGUCAUUUCUCUAGCCAGAGUAGGGGGAGUCGCAGGCUGUGGAGCAGCGUCAGAGGCAUCAUCCCCCGGCUUCGUCGGCUUGAGAUUCGCAGAACCGAGGACGCCAGCCACCAGGAAGAAGCCGAUUCUCAGGUAGAAGACGACAGUGCUACUGAAAGAUCUUCAGACACAGUCCCGGCAUUGCGGCUACCCCCAAAGAUGGGGCCUACAGUAGAUACCAGUGCUCUCAAUGAGCCUGCAUCGAACGGAUGGAGAUCUCAGAGCUUUGACAACUGCUCAAGACCUCCCCCAGGAUACAAUGUGAACUCGGAGAUGAUCCCCGAUUUGAAUACACCAGAUUUCAUCAGCAUGAGUAAUGAACUUAUGGGGCUCUUUGAGACAUUCGAACAAGGUCCAUAUCCUCAUCCGCAGGCUGAUAUCACAGGCUGUUGGGAGGACAACAUUUACGCUCCAAAUUUUCUUAGCGAAGAUCAGGGGGAGAUCUCAUGGCAUUUCAACGAGUUGAUCCAGUAG